This is a messenger RNA of Anolis sagrei ordinatus, 4164 nucleotides long. Lineage: Eukaryota; Metazoa; Chordata; Lepidosauria; Squamata; Anolidae. The record is from RefSeq and is a predicted model, not a curated record.
AACAAUUGAGGAAGAGUAUGUGCUGUAACCACUGCUAAUUUUCCCAAUAAUGAUUAUUUAAACUCAGUUCCUCCCAGGAACAAGGCCACACACCCACCUCAAACCCUGGGAUUUACCUGGUGGGUAAACCAGAGGAGCCUGGCAGCAAUGCCUACCUGUGGAGCCUGCCAGAAGUGUAGGCCUGUCACAGAGCUCUCCUGGUGCUCAAAAACAAAGUAUCGGCAGGUGGAGAGAGAAGGAGGAAAAUCCUUCCCACCACCACCCCCUGACACAUUGUUUUUGAGCACUGGGAGAGCUCUCUGGAGAUAAGCUUUUGGGGGAAAAUGGGGGGCUGUGAGGGUGGGGGCACCAUCCUACUCGUUCAGGUUCUUAAAGGCCAAAGAACUUGUAUCACUGUGGGGAUUGACUCCAGGGGCACCUCAGUUAAAACCAAGACAGAAAAUUGCAAUAAAAGAAGCCUAUGCUUUAAAGUGUUUAAAAAGUUAUUCAUAACAUGUGCCCCAACAGUUCUAGCCACAGGUGCUUUUAUCAAUUAGUGAACAGAUAAUGUGAGCUUACCCUUAUUUUUCCAGUUGCAUAUUUGUUUAUUAUUGAGCUUAUCUUGCAAUUAUUUCCAAAAAACUACCACUUUGUAGAAGCAAAAUAUUCUUUUGACCAGUUGGGUCUUAAUUGAUAGCAAACCAAAAAGCAUUAUUGGUAAGAAACCAAUAGGGAUAUCCCACAAGGAGAGCUUCCCAGUUGGAUCAGUCUUCUCCUCUCAACUCCAGGCCUUGCUAUACUUUUGAGGGAUCAAUAUUGAAGUCCGACUGAAAUCUUUCUGUGUUCAACCACUAUUUAGAUGUCGCCUCUUAUUGUCCAACAGAUACCCACUGAAUAAAUCUUCUGAAGAAAACUCUGUGACACUUCUCCUAGAGUUGCAGUAUUUCCAAAAGGAUUUCAAGGCACACAGCUAUAAAAGCAACAAGGAAAUAAUUGAGCAUAAAAACCCACAAGCCAUCAUCCUGUAGAAUCAAAGGAGAAAGAAACAUUGCAUUGUAAAGAUAGUGGUUUAGAAAAUAGAACAACAAAAGACUGGGAACCAGAAAUGUUGUGUUCUUUGAGUUGUUCAUAUUUGUGAAAUUCUCACUUAAUAUAUGAAUUCUGACUGAAUAUUCAGAUCUCAUACAUUCAUUUUGCAGUGGUAUGGAACGUGCAAAGAGCUUACGUCGGAAAACUAUUCUUCCUAUACAUCAAGAAACUCACACAGAGGAGAAACCAUAUAAAUGCACAGAAUGUGGAAAGAGUUUCUCUUAUAAAAAGAAACUUAAUUUACAUCAAAGAACCCACACAGGGGAGAAACCAUAUAAAUGCACAGAAUGUGAAAAGAGCUUCUCUAACGCUGGAGGUCUGCGUAUCCAUAAAAGAACCCACACAGGGGAGAAACCAUAUAAAUGCAUCGAAUGUGGAGACAACUUCUCAACCAGUACAGGUCUGCUUAACCAUCAAAGAACCCACACAGGGGAGAAACCAUAUAAAUGCAUAGAAUGUGGAAAGAGCUUUAAAUACUCUAACAAGAUGAGUGACCAUCUAAAGACCCACACAGGGGAGAGACCACAUAAAUGCAUGGAAUGUGGGAAGAGCUUCAUUCGGAUUGACAGGCUGCGUGACCAUCAAAAGACCCACACAGCGGAGAAGCCACAUAAAUGCAUGGACUGUGGGAAGAGCUUCUCUCGGAGUGACAACCUGCGCCGUCAUCAAAGGACCCACACAGGGGAGAGGCCAUAUGAAUGUGCAGAAUGUGGGAAGAGUUUUAGUGAUAAUGCAUAUCUGCGUUGCCAUCAAGGAACCCACACAGGGGAGAAACGUUACAAAUGCACAGAAUGUGGAAAGAGCUUCCAAUACAGAGUAAGCUUUACUGCCCAUAGAAGGCUCCACACAGGAGAGAAGCCAUAUAAAUGCAUGGAGUGUGGAAAGAGCUUCCGUAUCAGAGAAAGUUUGCAUUUACAUCUAAGGAUCCACACAGGAGAGAAGCCAUAUAAAUGCAUGGAAUGUGGAAAGAGUUUCCGUUUCAGAGAAAGUUUGCAUUCCCAUCUAAGGAUCCACACAGGAGAGAAGCCUUACAAAUGCAUAGAAUGUGGAAAGAGCUACAGGGACAGAGGAACCCUGCGUAGUCAUCAAAGGACCCACACGGGGGAGAAGCCAUAUAAAUGCAUGGAAUGUGGAAAGAGCUUCCGGGAAGAUGGACGUUACCGUUCACAUUUAAGGAUCCACACAGGAGAAAAGCCAUACAAAUGCAUGGAAUGUGGAAAGAGCUUCCGUAAUAAUAGAAAUUUGCGUUCCCAUCUAAGAACCCACACAGGAGAGAAGCCACACAAAUGCAUAGAAUGUGGAAAGAGCUUCAGAGAGAGAGUACACCUGCGCUGUCAUCAAAGGACCCACACACGGGAGAAGCCACAAAAAUGCAUGGAAUGUGGAAAGAGCUUCAGAGAGAGAGUACACCUGCGCCGUCAUCAAAGGACCCACACACGGGAGAAGCCACAUAAAUGCAUGGAAUGUGGAAAGAGCUUCAGUAGUCAUGGACGUUUGCGUUCCCAUUUAAGGAUCCACACAGGAGAAAAGCCAUUGACACACUUUGUGUUUAUCUGUGCCCCAACAGUUCUAGCCAUAGAUCCCAUACAUCCAUUUUGCAGUGGUAUGGAACAUGCAAAGAGCUUACGUCUGAAAACUAUUCUUCCUAUACAUCAAGAAAGUCACACAGAGGAGAAGCCGUAUGAAUGCAUGGAAUGUGGAAUGAACUUUUCUGCCAGUAGAAGUCUGCGUUCCCAUCAAAGAACCCAUUCAGGGGAAAAACCACAUAAAUGCAUAGAAUAUGGAAAGAGAUUUAAAUAUGUUGGCAAGCUGAAUUACCAUCUAAAGACCCACAUAGGGGAGAAACCACAUAAAUGCAUUGAAUGUGGGAAGAGCUACACUCGGAAUGACAAGCUCCGUGACCAUCAAAAGACUCACACAGGGGAGAAGCCACAUACUUGUAAGGAAUGUGGGAAGAGCUUCUCUUGGAGUGACAACCUGCGUACUCAUCAAAGGACCCACACAGGAGAGAAGCCAUACAAAUGCAUAGAAUGUGGAAAGAGCUUCCGUGUCAAUGAACGAUUGCGUUCCCAUCUAAGGACCCACACAGGAGAGAAGCCAUACAAAUGCAUAGAAUGUGAAAAGAGCUUCCGUGUCAAUGAACGAUUGCGUUCCCAUCUAAGGACCCACACAGGAGAGAAGCCAUACAAAUGCAUUGAAUGUGGAAAGAGCUACAGUGAGAGAGGACACCUGCGUAUUCAUCAAAGGACCCACACAGGGGAGAAACCACAUAAAUGCAUGGAAUGUGGGAAGAGCUUCUCUCGGAGUGGCAACCUGCUUACUCAUCAAAGGAUCCACACAGGAGAAAAGCCAUUCAAAUGUAUGGAAUGUGGAAAGAACUUUAAAUAUGUUAACAAGCUGAAUUACCAUCUAAAGACCCACAUAGGGGAGAAACCACAUAAAUGCAUUGAAUGUGGGAAGAGCUACACUCGGAGUGACAAGCUCUGUGACCAUCAAAAGACUCACACAGGGGAGAAGCCACAUACUUGUAAGGAAUGUGGGAAGAGCUUCUCUCGGAGUGACACCCUGCGUACUCAUCAAAAGACCCACACAGGGGAGAAGCCAUACAAAUGCAUGGAAUGUGGAAAGAGCUUCACUCGGAGUGACAAGCUGCAUGACCAUCAAAAGACCCACACAGGGGAGAAGCCACAUGCAUGUAAGGAAUGUGGGGAGAGCUUCUCUCGGAGUGACAACCUGCAUACUCAUAAAAAGAGAUGCCAUACAAAUGCAUAGAACGUGGAAAGAGUUUCAGUGUGAAAGUACACUUGCGUUCCCAUGAAAGGACUCACACAGGAGAAAAGCCAUAUAAAUGUAUGGAAUGUGGGAAGAGCUUCCAUGACAAUAGCACUCUCUGUUCCACAAAGGAGAACAACAAUACUUAGGCGAUCCCUUGUAAUCCGAGGAUGAUGGUCCUCAUGAACAUUGUCAAAAUCCCCAUGAGUAAAAAAUAAACCAUUCUUUUCAAUCAACUGUGUUGCAACCCCAUUCUUCUUGCACACAAUUUGAUUGCUUUCACUAUUGAAAAGCACAUCAAAACCCUGUUUUGCUUUCACUAUU